CAUCGUCACUUUUUUUUGUCUUGCCCUUUUAUUUUGAGAAAAAUCAAAACAUGCAAGGUUUUUUUUUGUCAUCACCUCAAGGAUCCUCAACAUCAGAUCGCAGACUGGGCCAGGGGCAUGCUUCUCAUUCUAUUUCGCAGGAACCCGCACUCCUCACUCGUCUCUACCGCUUCCUGGGUUCCUUCUGCUCACUCGCAUUCCUUUUCAACAUCGUCCCUCAUCCAGGCAGGAAAAUACAUCUUUUACAAGAGGGCGUUCCAAAACACCGAGCGCAAUAACACACCCUUUCUCAAGCAAGCCUAUACUAACAACAUAAAAGAACUCGCCGCCAACAACGCCUAUCACCAGGACAACAACAUCAUGGCUACCAAUAAAGAUCGUCCUCUCAUUGUCCAAGGGAAACUGAGCAAAGCAGAGCGCAAGCGGCGGAAUAAAGAAGGUGGAUCGGCCGCAGUGCUCGGUAGUGGCAGCGGAGCAGUUGAUAAGUAUUCGACCUGGUCUAGGGAUGCGCUUUUGCAGAGAAUCCGGGAACUGGAGGGAGCUGCAAAUGGUUUUUCAUCCGAGACGUCGACUCCUAUUCAGGAAAGUAACGGUACCAUCGACAACAGCGAUGCAGUUUCCUCACGUCCAGACUCUCCAGCCCAAGGAUCGAGUGCAUCAACAUAUUCUUCGAUCGAGACGCCUAAACGCAAGGAUCGACGCCCCUUCGAUUUUUCGAAAUACGCCAAGCGACAUGUUGCUUUCAAGGUUGCCUACUUUGGUUGGCCCUAUGGUGGAUUUGCUUCCCAGGGCAUGGUGGAUAUCAAGACCGUGGAAUCAGAGCUGUUUAAUGCACUCUUAGCAGCCAGGAUUAUCGACGACCCAUCAGCCUGUAAUUACUCUCGAUGCGGAAGAACGGAUCGUGGUGUCAGCGGUUUGGGACAAGUGGUCGCCAUGACCGUUCGAUCGGCUCUACCAAAGAAUUCACCUCAUGUCAUCCGGUCUGAAGGAGAUGGAUUCGACCCAGAAGCACAGAAUCAGGAUGUCGGAUUGACUGUAGAAGAGCGGGAAGCCAAGGAUGGUGUGUACUGGAAGAACGGUAUCAAGCGGAACAAGGAUGGCAGCGUCUUUGGAGAACUCGCCUACUUAAACAUCAUCAAUCGCCUCUUGCCGCCUGAUAUCAGGAUCAUUGCCUGGGCCCCUGUCCCAGAAGACUUUAACGCCCGUUUUAAUUGCGCUUGGCGUGAAUACAAGUACUUUUUCCCCAAGGGCUUUAUCGAUAUUGAGCGCAUGCGUGCAGGAGCGGUCAAGUUUCUGGGCACACACGACUUCCGCAACUUUUGCAAAUACGAUGCUUCCAAGACGAUUGAAAACUACGACAGGACGGUUUUUGCGAUCUCGAUCGACCCUGUUUCUGAGCACGAGUUCCCCGAAAAGGCAGGUCGCGAGUUCUAUCAACUGACGCUCAGAGGAUCAGCGUUUUUAUGGCAUCAGGUUCGGUGUAUGAUGGCGGUGUUGUUCUCGAUCGGCCAAGGACUAGAGGAACCCGAAAUCAUCGAUCAAAUGAUGGAUCUGAAGCAGUGUCCUGCGAAGCCUAACUACGAUAUGGCCUCAGAUCUGCCUUUGGUGCUGUACGACUGCCACUUUGACAACGUUGAGUGGCAGUACCAAACGGAGGUGGAUCUCGUAAGCGACAUCACCCCACUAAGACUUUACCGAGCUAUGGAGGAUAAGUGGUCGUGCUACGUCACAAAGUCAUUGAUGUACUCAAGGAUGUUGCAACAGCUUGAUCAGGCUAUGCUAUACAACCUACCAGAGAAGGGGGACAAGAUUCUGCUAGGAGAGUAUGUGGAACAAAAUGCCACCAAGGAAAACAAUAUCUCGCUUGGUGGUGAUUUACGCAUGUUCAUGGGCAAGAAAUACGCUCCGCUCCUGCAACGCCAAAAAUGUCUCCCGACGGAGGUCAAAUCCAGGAAGCAUCAGGAAAAGAAGCGACUGAAGAUGAGUUUAGCAGAGAGCGAGAACAAUAGUGCGGACAAUAGCGAAAUGGACUCUCCACGACUUCCUUCAACGGCAAGUUUGGAUUCCACGUCGCAACUACCCUCAGCAACGGAGUCAGCAGCAGGUUCUGCUGGGGAGGCGCCUUCAACAUAAACACCGUAAAACACAUACACAAUCCUUUUGUUGGCAAAAAAAUAAAAAAAAUUGGUGGCGUUC
Messenger RNA from Gamsiella multidivaricata, 2196 nucleotides. RefSeq names its product pseudouridine synthase. Gene Ontology annotation, biological process: tRNA pseudouridine synthesis; mRNA pseudouridine synthesis. The record is from RefSeq and is a predicted model, not a curated record. Bases 118 to 2133 code for a protein of 671 amino acids. The transcript is spliced from 2 exons. NCBI's taxonomy places the organism in Eukaryota, Fungi, Mortierellomycota, Mortierellomycetes, Mortierellales, Mortierellaceae. Gene Ontology annotation, molecular function: pseudouridine synthase activity; RNA binding. Gene Ontology annotation, cellular component: cytoplasm; nucleus.